AACCAUCUGGCUCAGAGUCCCAAGGUAAAGGGAGCCUGUCUGAAGAUGAGAUUGCCAGUGCCAUUAAAGAAGCAAAGGGUUUCUCCAAUGAAAGCCCUGAAGGCCAGAGAUCGCCAACUGUUCCACCUGGAAAACAAGAUCCUAAAAAGAAGAUGCCAGAACUUCCAACUGGCGGGCCUCCUUUAGAUAAUGAAGUGAGCAGUGCUGAAUCCGGUGAUUCUGAGAUAGAGCUGGUCUCCGAAGACCCGCUAGCUGCUGAAGAGGUUCUCCACUCUAACUACAUGUCCUUCAGCCAUGCUGGAGGGCCUCCUCCUUCCCCGGCAUCUCCUUCGAUCCAGUACAGCAUCCUGCGGGAGGAACGCGAGGCCGAACUGGACAGUGAACUCAUCAUUGAAUCUUGUGAUGCUUCCUCAGCUUCUGAGGAGAGUCCAAAGCGAGAGCACGACUCUCCCUUGAUGAAGCCAAUCAUUAUGGACAUCAUACAGGAGGAAAAUCACUCCAGAAACGAAAAUGCCGGGGCCCCAAAUUACAAAGUAAGUAGCUCGAAGGAGAGCAGGAUGAACAAGGAAAACCUGGCGGACUCUGCCUCGUACUUGAAGUGUUCAUUUGGUGCUUCGAAGGUUCAUGGUGACCUGAGUUCCUCCUUGGGCAUCGGCACUGAAGAGAUAAAGGACAAAGUAUCACAGAAGAAAUCAGCAGAGGUGGCAGCCACUAUUAUGGCAAACAAACCACUGUCCAAGGGCUCAGUGGCUAGAAGUCCCUGGCCUUCCUCACCACUGCCAUUUUUAAAUAAGCAAAAAG
Molecule: messenger RNA, 801 nt
Organism: Sceloporus undulatus (fence lizard)
Lineage: Eukaryota; Metazoa; Chordata; Lepidosauria; Squamata; Phrynosomatidae
Product: reticulon-1-like
Exons: 1
Biological process (GO): brain development; endoplasmic reticulum tubular network formation; neuron differentiation
Cellular component (GO): neuron projection; postsynaptic density
Source: RefSeq, a predicted model, not a curated record